Molecule: messenger RNA, 2104 nt
Organism: Dalotia coriaria
Lineage: Eukaryota; Metazoa; Arthropoda; Insecta; Coleoptera; Staphylinidae
Product: integrin-linked protein kinase-like
Exons: 3
Coding region: 270-1616 (448 amino acids)
Biological process (GO): protein phosphorylation; signal transduction
Cellular component (GO): cytoplasm
Molecular function (GO): protein binding; protein kinase activity; ATP binding
Source: RefSeq, a predicted model, not a curated record
ACAGUCACAACAUAUUUGUUUUCUUACUGCGGGCAGCAAUGACAUAAUUUCCUCAGCUGCUAUUAUUUUACUUAGUUUAUUGCAUACUUAUUGUAAUUUAUCCGUGUUUAAUUAGUUUAUUAAGUAAUUACAACGUGCGCAGUGUUGUUGCAGCAAGAAGAACGAACAAAAUCAAGUAUAAACUCGAAGAAACCGAAUUAUUUGGACACAGGUGCACGCCCAUAUUGUUUAUUUAUAGUUCGUAAAAUUGCAAACCGCAUAUUUCCGGAAUGGAGGAUAUAUUUCAAUGGUGUCGCGAAGGAAACGCGUUGCAAGUACGUGUUUGGCUCGACGAUACCGAACAUGACAUGAAUCAGGGGGAUGAUCAUGGCUUUAGUCCAUUGCAUUGGUCUGCAAUGGAAGGUCACAUAAAAAUCGUGGAGAUGCUCUUAGCACGCGGGGCAAUCGUGAAUGCGACAAAUCGCGGUGAUGAUACACCGCUUCACUUGGCGGCUGCACAUGGUCACCGUGAUCUUGUGCUACUGUUAUUAAAACACAAGGCAGAUAUAAACUUUACUAAUGAACAUGGCAACUCUCCAUUGCACUAUGCCUGUUUCUGGUCAUACCAUGACGUUGCUGAAGACCUGGUACGGCAUGGAGCCAACGUUAUGAUUGCUAACAAGUACGGUGAUACUCCGCUGGAUAAAGCAAAGGGUACCCAAAGCAAACACCUCCAUGACAUCGCCGUUGACGCCGGACAGGAUAUGAAAAUUAUCAAGUUCAAAGACCAAUCUUGGUUGGGUUACAAGACGCGAUCUCGCGAUGCUACACUCAGCCGUCAUCGAGGUAUUAACAUUAACGACCUUCACAAAAAAGACAAGCUAGCUUCUACCCCGAGCGGUGAUUCUUACCGCGGUGUUUGGCAAAAGAACGAGAUUGUCCUCAAGGUACUUAACAUUCGCAACGUCACGCAGCGCAUUUCUCGUGAUUUCAACGAAGAGUAUCCUAAAUUGAGGAUAUUCUCACAUCCCAAUAUUCUACCGGUUAUUGGUGGCUGUAACUCGCCUCCGACUUUGAUCCUUGUGAAUCAAUACAUGCCAAUGGGAUCUCUCUAUAGAGUUCUGCAUGAAAGCAGCGGCGUUGUGGUCGAUUUACCGCAAGCUUUACGUUUUGCUUCGCAAAUCGCACGGGGAAUGGCGUACUUGCAUAGUUUAGAGCGUAUCAUUCCCGAAUAUUUCUUGAACAGCAGGCAUAUUAUGAUCGAUGAGGACUUGACAGCUAGAAUCAAUAUGGCUGACUGUAAAUUCAGCUUUCAGGAAAAGGGUAGGGUGUAUUAUCCGGCUUGGAUGUCACCGGAAGCGCUUUCAAAGAAGAUUACCGAUCGUAAUUGGGAAGCGUCGGAUAUGUGGAGUUUUGCUGUUCUCCUCUGGGAGCUUGCAACCAGGGAGGAACCUUUUCCGGAUCUAUCGCCAAUGGAGUGCGGAAUGAAGAUUGCAUUGGAGGGAUUGCGCGUUCAGAUGAAACCGGGAAUAUCCAGUCAUUUAUCGAAAUUGAUUAAAAUUUGCAUGAAUGAAGAUGCCGGCAAACGACCCAAGUUCGAUAUGGUUGUGCCAAUUCUCGAAAAAAUGCAGCGCUAAGAAUUUGACAAUGAUUUUCAGACUCGAAGACACACUUUGUGUUCAAGCUUUAAGACGAUUUAUUUAUUGCCUUCCAAACUUACGCAGACAAAAAAGAAUCGUUGCUAAAAUGUAUACAUGCAAGACAAGUGCCUUAAGAUUGCCUUAAAACUAAAAAAUAACGCUUUCCGUGUUAAAACGUCUACAUACUUAACAAUCUAAUUGAUGGAUAUUUAUUAUUUAUUAAUGUAGUUACAUAGUGCCAAAGUAACUAUUUCUUAUACGCAGUUAAACUCGAUUAGUUUUACAGAUGUAUCUAAUUUUAAUACGAGUGCCAUGUUUGAAAUAAUGAAACGCGAAUCAAAGAAGUAUGAAUAACAGUAUUUUAAGUAUGUAUUUUAACACUUUGAUAUUUAUUGAUGUGGUGCUGCACAAAAUCAAAACUUAUUUGUUUUUAACGAUAUGAAGUUUAUAUGAUAUUUAAUAGAAUAUAUUAAUUAAUAACUUAA